AAAUUGAUCAAAUCACUGCGAACAACGACAUCUAAAUCGACCGUAACCUGUCUUUAUUUAGUAUGUACGUCUUUCGUAUCACUAACGUACUUCAUCAAGCAAUAGCAGUGUCCAAGGAACCAUCAAACCCAUUACUAACUGCACCCUUCGUCUUUCACCAUCUGAAAUCUGAUGCAUACGCCAGUCUAGAUCAACGUCGAGUAUAUCAAGUAGUAUGUUUCUCCUAUCUUUGUAUCUAAAUCCUCCAACUGAGUCCAAGAAUUCUGAAACGCGUAUGUCACCACGGACGACGGGAUUCAUAGCCCUUUUUAGAGCAUUCAAUGGGUGUUGAUUGUAUACCAUGGUACCUACCAUUCUGUACCAAGAUAUGUUAUUCCCUAGUUUGUUUAGAUAUCGCUCGGGACUAAAUGACAACAUACAGCCGGUGGGUUCUUGAAGACGUCUCUAUCGUAUACUUUCACGUAGCCUUUUGUUAAGCGCUUACCGGCUAAUAUCCUCAACAGGGUACUCUUCCCAGCUUUUUCUAUUAGGUAGAUCGCCUAGUAUGGAGAAACUCACCACCGUUAGCACCGACUAGCAUUAUCGUCUAUUUGAUUGAACGAGAAGUUGAGAUCUCUAACCGAUAUCGCUGGAGUCUUCAUCGUUUGUCUCAACAACGACGAUCUCUCACAAAAUUACAGCGAUUGAACAGCAGAAAAAAAGAAAAUUAAAUCCUGAGGAAAUGGACAUUAACUCAGACGUCAGAUUGGUGUUAGGCGUCGCCGCUUUAGACCGCAAAGCGAGAUCUAAACCGAUGAGGUCAAUAUUGAACAGAAUAAUGAAGAUAUCGAACAUUGAAAUUUGUAUUUUUGGUGAUAAAGUCAUCUUAGACGAAGACGUCGAGAACUGGCCUUUGUGCGACUAUCUUGUCAGUUUCUUCAGUGACGGUUUCCCUCUUGAUAAGGCAAUCGAUUAUGUCAACCUUCGCAAACCAGUUUGUAUAAACGAUCUCACUAUGCAGAAACUAUUAUGGGACCGCAGACUAGUUCUCUCAAUCCUCGACUCAAUUGGUGUCGUCACAGCCGAACGUAUCAGCGUAGACAGAGAUGGCGGUCCAAAUAUCGACCCUCAGUUAGCUGAAAUGCUCCAAAAAGAUCUAGGUUUGUCUUUCCCAAAAAAUCCACAUCAACCAGAAGUCAAAUUGCGAGAAGACGGUGAUGCAAUCAUCAUAGACGGACUUGAACUCGAAAAGCCAUUCGUUGAGAAACCAGUAAGCGGCGAAGAUCACAAUAUCCACAUCUACUUCCCAAAAUCACAAGGCGGUGGUGCGAGAAAGCUCUUCCGAAAAGUAGGAAACAAAUCGAGUGAAUUUUACCCGGAAAUUGAAGAACCGCGCUAUGAUGGAUCAUUCAUCUACGAAAAGUUUAUCAACGUUGAUAACGCAGAGGAUGUUAAAGUCUAUACAGUCGGUCCAUCGUUUGUACAUGCAGAAACACGCAAAUCUCCAGUCGUUGAUGGUAUCGUGCGUCGAAACACAGAUGGCAAGGAGAUACGUUACAUAACUGAGCUUACAGCCGAUGAGAAGAAAUGUGCAACUAACAUUUGCAAAGCCUUCAAGCAGAAUAUAUGUGGAUUUGAUCUCUUGAGAUAUGAUGAUAAAGCUUUCGUUAUUGACGUUAACGGAUGGAGUUUCGUCAAAGGAAAUGACUACUAUUAUGACAAAUGCGCAGAGAUUCUCUCCACAUUUUGCCGCAAGACCGCUCCAAAGAGACCAAUUACAGCUGUCCAUAACAAUUCACCAAGAGAUAAGAGCAGCUGGAGACUAAAGGCAAAUGCCACUGUUGUCCGUCAUGCUGAUAGAACACCUAAGCAGAAAAUCAAAUUCAGUUUCCAAGCCUCCGAGAAAUGGGCCCAACCAUUCAUACGUUUGUUGAGAGGUGCAACAGAGGAAGUCAUCCUCCGCCGUGCUGAACAGCUUAACUACAUCACUGAAGCAGCAGAUGAAGCAGUCAAACUUGGUUGUAACGAAUUGGAAAAAUUGGAACAACUCCGUAUCGUCAUUUCUAAGAAGAUCGAUUUGCCCGGCACAAAAGCCCAGUUGAAGCCAAAUUUCAACAAGAAUGAUGGUGUUACACUUGAAAAACUAGCUUUGGUAUUCAAAUGGGGUGGUGAAUUUACUCAUGCCGCUCGCUAUCAAUCGAGAGAUCUAGGAUUUAGUUUUAGAGGUGACGCCAUGAUAAUGAACAAGGAUAUGUUAGAGAAUUGUAAGAUAUACUCUAGUUCAGAGAGGAGAGUUUUGGCAUCAGCUGAAAUAUUCGCCGCUGCAUUCCUCGAAGACCCUGAGAAGAGGAAGGAAGGCAAGGAACCAAUCACCCAUCCUCUCAUAGUCAGGAAAGAUCUUCUUGAUGAUAGUAAUGCAGGAAAGGACAUGAUGGAUUUCGUCAAAAAGAAACUCAAAACGCUUCUCAGACCUGGUGAAAAGGAGAAGAGACCACAGUUUCAAUGGCCAAAGGAUCUUAAAGGAGAGCCUGUUGAAGUAGUAGCUGAAAUAAUAGAAUUGAUGAGGUACCAUCGCGAUGUUAUGAGGAGCAACUUCGAGAAUCUUGAAGUCGAUAAGAUACAAACGAGAUGGUGCUGUAAUGAGCAUCCACUCUUGUUCAAAGAGCGUUGGGAGAAACUCUUUGACGACUUCUGUGAGAGCACCACCCAAGAAAAGUUCGAUCCUAGUCGUAUUUCUGAGUUAUACGAUUCGCUCAAGUAUGACAGCUUGCAUAACAGUGUCUUCCUCAACACUAUUUUCAGACCUGAUGGCAAACAAGACCCUAAUGAUAGACGUCUCCACAGUCUUUACGGGCAUGCGAAGGCUCUAUUCGAUCUUAUCGCACCACAAGAGUAUGGUAUUGAAGCAGAGGAGAAGGAACAGAUCGGUAUUCUAACAUCCCUGCCACUUCUCAAAAAAAUAGUUCAAGAUCUCCAAGAAGCGAGGGAUGCAGAGAAAGGAGCAUUCUCUAUUUACUUUACGAAGGAGUCACACAUUCACACACUUGUACAACUUGUUCUAUGCAGCGGCCUUCCGAUUACGAUGCCACACGUUCCUGAGCUCGACUACGUCGCUCACCUCACUUUGGAGCUAUACGAGCGAAGCAUAGGAGGUGCACAUCGUGAGAAGGAAUAUAGCAUCAGAUUAGCACUUUCUGGUGGUGCACACACAUCCAAUGUCCUUGACUCACAAUUAGAUGCAAAGCACUCGCUCAAUGUUCAACCUAGACGUCAACUGACUCACCAUCUGGAUUAUGACCACGCAAUCAAGAUGCUUUCGAAGCACUUCGACAAAGAUUGGGUAUUUUCGACGACGCCUCUCGAAGGUGAUGCUUUAUAUGGAAUUAAGGAUGACCACAUCGAGCAGAUUCGUGAGGUGAGACUCAACGGCGGCGCUAGCACGCCUAGAAAACAUGAAAGCUUCGGUGAUGACUCAUCAACUAAGUCUGGUACUUCUCAAAGUUUUUAAAUUAUGGAAUUGUACUUUAGGUUUCUUUAUCAAUGCAACUCAUAUUUAUUAGCAAUGUGGUAAAAUUUUCAGAUUGAAUCACC
This is a messenger RNA of Wallemia mellicola CBS 633.66, 3570 nucleotides long. RefSeq lists its product as hypothetical. Gene Ontology annotation, biological process: inositol phosphate biosynthetic process; inositol metabolic process. Gene Ontology annotation, molecular function: diphosphoinositol pentakisphosphate kinase activity; inositol hexakisphosphate kinase activity; 5-diphosphoinositol pentakisphosphate 1-kinase activity. Gene Ontology annotation, cellular component: cytosol. The record is from RefSeq and is a predicted model, not a curated record. Lineage: Eukaryota; Fungi; Basidiomycota; Wallemiomycetes; Wallemiales; Wallemiaceae. The coding region runs from base 722 to 3487 and encodes 921 amino acids. The transcript has 6 exons.